Messenger RNA from Anopheles stephensi (Asian malaria mosquito), 1360 nucleotides. RefSeq names its product prostaglandin reductase 1-like. The coding region runs from base 195 to 1190 and encodes 331 amino acids. The transcript is spliced from 3 exons. Gene Ontology annotation, biological process: prostaglandin metabolic process. Lineage: Eukaryota; Metazoa; Arthropoda; Insecta; Diptera; Culicidae. The record is from RefSeq and is a predicted model, not a curated record. Gene Ontology annotation, molecular function: 15-oxoprostaglandin 13-reductase [NAD(P)+] activity.
GGCGGGAUGGCAGAAUAAAAACAAAAUAAAAGUUAUCUGAAGAUGGAGGAAAAUAAAAGUACAGACCGGCAGAUUUUGUUAGUGUUUAUACUCCACUCCGUGUCCGAUCUGUGGUAUUCCUGAUUUGAUAUCAUUCGCUGUUUGAUAAGCGAAGAGCAAAGUACGAUUCUCCACUAGUCUAGUUGUUCUCAAAAAUGGUACUGGCAAGGAAAUGGAUGUACGUGAAGCGCCCGGACGGUGAACCAAAACCGACGGAUUUCUCCAUCGAACAAGAAGAGCUACCUGCACUAGAGGAUGGAGAUUUUCUCGUCGAAACCGUGUACUUCAGUCUCGAUGCAGGGCUUCGUGGAUACAUGGCGAUGGGAAUCCUUGCGGUCGGUAGUCCAGUGAUCGGUAUGGCCGUCGCAAAGGUGAUCGAAUCGAAGAACGAAAGCUUUCCGGUCGGUGCCCACGUAUGCGCACGCCUAGGCUGGGUUACGCAUGCCAUCCUCAAUCCAGCUAAGCGCAAAGAUCAACGGCCCUACAUCGUACCGGAAGUGAAAGGCUAUUCCUGCGCGAUUGGGCUCGGUGCGCUCGGUUUAUCCGGAAAUACAGCGUAUUUCGGUUUUCUGGAAAUUUGUAAACCGAAACCGGGUGAAACGGUGGUAGUGAGUGCUGCGGCCGGAGCAGUCGGUCAUUUGGUAGGACAAAUCGCCAAGGCAAAGGGCUGCUAUGUGGUCGGUAUUGCGGGAUCGGAGGAAAAAAUCCGUACACUCGAAAAGCUCGGCUUUGAUGCCACCAUCAACUAUCGGGCCGGAUCGCUCCGGGAACAGUUGCUAAAGGCAACGCCCAAAGGAGUCGAUUGCUACUUUGACAACGUAGGCGGCGAGCUGACGGAGCUGGUGCGCGAACGGAUGAACCUUUACGGGCGGAUUUCCGUGUGCGGGACUGUGUCUAGCUACAAUGGCAAUCCGAUCCCGGUGACGGAUCCGCAACGAGACUAUGUCUCGAAACAGCUGCGGCAGGAAGGGUUCGUUGUGUUUCGAUGGCUGGACAGGUGGAUGGAGGGUAUUGGCCAGAUGCACGAGUGGAUUAAGCAGGAGAAGCUGGUGCCACUGGAGACUGUGUACGAGGGCUUCGAGCAGGCACCGGAUGCUUUCAUCAAAAUGCUGCGCGGUGAUAACACUGGAAAGGCAGUUCUUAAGGUAUAAGGCUCAAAUCAGCAGCAGCAUACAACGAAGUCGGCAGGCAUUUAUAUUGGAGCUAUUGGGGGGUGUAAAAUGCCGUACGCAUUCGAAAAACAUUUUUAUUGAAGUUUUUGUAUGAAGAACACCGCAAAGAUACUGCUGGUGUUUAAUAUACGUUUCUUAACUGUUCGUAA